Molecule: messenger RNA, 1260 nt
Organism: Acanthosepion pharaonis
Lineage: Eukaryota; Metazoa; Mollusca; Cephalopoda; Sepiida; Sepiidae
Source: the annotation of a GenBank genome assembly
AUGAUAAAAGAUUUGACAAGUGAAAACACAUGUCUGUACUUUUCUGUGCGCGGAAGGAUUUUCUUUUUCUUUUCGUGCACUGACUGUUUGCAUGGAAAAGGCCAAAAAACAAACUUGGGAGGAAAAAAGAAGAAAAAGUCAUUUUUUUUUUCUUUCUCUGACACAGUUUUAUUUUAUCUUCUAACUUUUUUAAAAAUUUUUUUUACUUAUUGUUCGGUUUUCUUUUGUCUUUCCUUUCAAAAAAAAAAAAAAAAGAAGAAGGAAAAAUGGAAUUGCGUACUUUUCGGUGUCACACUUUUUCUUAUAUUUCUCUUUCUCUCUGCGCCACUUUCUUUCUUUCUUUCUUUCUUUCUUAGUUUGCCACAAACUCGAACUUUCGUAAUUUUUUUUUUCAAAUUCUUCGUUAAUUCUUCCGAUCCUUCAUUUUCUUUUCUUUCCACGAACCAUUCGUUCGUUUUGUUUUGCCUUCUUUCCUUCCGUCCUUCCUUUUGUUUUUCUUUCUUUCUUUCCUUCAUUCUUUCCUUCCUUCCUUCAUUCAUUCAUUUCUUUCUUCCUUCCUUCAUUCUUUCCUUCGUUCCGUCCUUCCUUCAUACUUUCCUUCCGUCCUUCCUUCCUUCAUUCAUUCAUUUCUUCCUUCCUUCAUUCAUUCUUUCCUUCAUUCCUUCUUUCCUUCCUUCCGUCUUUCCUUCCUUCAUUCAUUCUUUCCUUCCUUCCUUCCUUCCGUUCUUUCCUUCCUUCAUUCAUUCUUUCCUUCUUUCCUUCCUUCCUUCAUUCAUUUCUUCAUUCCUUCCUUCCUUCAUUCAUUUCUUCAUUCCUUCCUUCCGUCUUUCCUUCCUUCAUUCAUUCUUUCCUUCCUUCCUUCUUUCCUUCCUUCCUUCAUUCAUUUCUUCCUUCUUUCCUUCCGUCUUUCCUUCCUUCAUUCAUUCUUUCCUUCCUUCCUUCUUUCCUUCCUUCAUUUCUUCCUUCCUUCCUUCCUUCCUUCAUUCAUUCAUUUCUUCCUUCCUACCUUCCGUCUUUCCUUCCUUCCUUCAUACUUUCCUUCCGUCCUUCUUUCCUUCCUUCAUUCAUUCAUUCUUUCCUUCUUUUCCUCCUUCCGUCCUUCCUUCAUUCUUUCCUUCCUUCAUUCAUUCAUUCUUUCCUUCCUUCCUUUUGUUUUUUCUUGCUUCUGUCCUUCCAUUUGUUUUUCCUUCCUUUUAUUUUUUCUUCCUUCCUUCAUUACUGCUUUAUUUCUUUCAAAUUUUCUUUCCAUGCUAUUUAUAG